CUUCCCCCUCCCCCCUACCAGUCUACAGGUUCAUCUGCCUCUUUCUUACGGGGCUGCCCUCAAACCUUCAGCUCCUCCCUCCAUCUCUAUGAAGUGAGAAGUUUAACAGAAAAAGUAAGAGAGUGGGUUGUCGCGCAAGCUUGUAGGACGCAUGCGCAAUUUCCUGUCUCUCUUUGGCGCUGCGGGGCAGUGAGUCCAGGAGAAAUUUCCCGGCGGCGCGGAAGAUGCGCGCCACUUCCGGCCGGGCUCCUAACAACGGGGGAGGCUGGUAACCAGGGAGGGGGGGGAUGGCGGAGCGGGCGCCCGAGGCAGAGGCGGAGGCUGAGGCGGGCGCAGGCGGGGAGGCAGCGGCCGAGGAGGGCGCGGCGGGCCGCAAGGCGCGGGGCCGGCCGCGACUCACGGAGUCGGACCGGGCCCGGCGGCGGCUCGAGUCCCGGAAGAAGUACGACGUGAGGCGCGUGUACCUGGGCGAGGCGCACGGGCCCUGGGUGGACCUGCGGCGCCGCAGCGGCUGGAGCGACGCCAAGCUCGCCGCCUACCUCAUCUCGCUGGAGCGCGGCCAGCGGAGCGGCCGGCACGGGAAGCCUUGGGAGCAGGUCCCCAAAAAGCCAAAGAGGAAGAAAAGGCGCCGGCGCAACGUGAACUGCCUGAAGAACGUGGUGAUCUGGUACGAGGACCACAAGCACCGCUGUCCGUACGAGCCGCAUCUGGCCGAGCUGGACCCCACCUUCGGCCUCUACACCACGGCCGUGUGGCAGUGUGAAGCCGGCCACCGCUACUUCCAGGACCUGCACUCGCCCCUGAAGCCACUCAGCGACUCAGACGCCGACAGUGACAAAGUGGACAACGGCCUGGGGGCCGGCAGCUCCAACUCGUCCAGCUCCUGCUCUGGCUCUGACUCUGAGGAGCCCCCUGAAGGCCAGCCAGCCAAGGCGACAGUUGCAGCAGCUGCUGUUACCCCCACCAGCCCAGCGGGCAGCAGCGGCCUCAUCACGCAAGAGGGUGUGCACAUCCCUUUCGACGUCCACCACGUGGAGAGCCUGGCUGAGCAGGGCCCCGCACUGUGCCCCAACCCAGCAGGCAGCGGGCCGGAAGCCCUGGAGACUGUGGUGUGUGUGCCAGUGCCCAUGCAAGUGGGCCCGGGCCCUGGCACCCUUUUUGAGAACAUGCCCCAGGAGGCACUGGGCGAGGUGGUAGCCAGCUGUCCCAUGCCAGGCAUGGUGCCUGGCUCUCAGGUGAUCAUCAUCGCAGGCCCAGGCUAUGAUGCCCUCACGGCUGAGGGCAUCCACCUCAAUGUGGCAGCAAGCAGCAGUGCGCCCAGCGGGGGCCUGGGUGACGAGGUGCCCUGCGCCAUGAUGGAGGGUGUGGCAGCCUACACCCAGACAGAGCCUGAGGGCAGCCAGCCCGGCGCUGUGGACCCCACCACCAUGGCAGGCAUGGAGACCAAGAAAGAGAAGGAGGACCUGUACAUGCUUAAGAAGGAGGAGAAGGAGGAGCCGGUGGCUCCAGAGCUGGCAGAGCUGGCAGCGACAGUGCCUGAGAGUGCAGAGCCUGAGGCAGAGGCAGACGGGGAGGAGCUGGACAGCAGUGACAUGUCAGCCAUCAUCUAUGAGAUCCCCAAGGAGCCUGAGAAGAGGCGGAGGAGCAAGCGGUCACGGGUGACGGACGCCGACGGCCUGCUCGAGAUGUUCCACUGCCCCUACGAGGGCUGCAGCCAGGUGUAUGUGGCUCUCAGUAGCUUCCAGAACCAUGUCAACCUUGUACAUCGAAAAGGGAAGACCAAAGUAUGUCCUCAUCCUGGCUGUGGCAAGAAGUUCUACUUAUCCAACCACCUACGGCGACACAUGAUCAUCCACUCAGGUGUCCGGGAAUUCACCUGUGAGACCUGCGGCAAAUCCUUCAAAAGGAAGAACCACCUGGAGGUGCACAGGCGCACACACACCGGCGAGACACCCCUGCAGUGUGAGAUCUGCGGCUACCAGUGCCGGCAGCGGGCUUCGCUCAACUGGCACAUGAAGAAGCACACGGCAGAGGUGCAGUACAACUUCACGUGCGAGCGCUGCGGGAAGCGUUUCGAGAAGCUGGACAGCAUCAAGUUCCACACUCUCAAAAGCCACCCCGACCACAAACCCACCUGACCCCCCAUCAACCACCGUCCCUAUUUAUUUGUCCACUCCGAUGCCACUCCUGGGCCUGCUGGGCCUGGACUGCCAUGGGGGCCACCCCGCAGGCGGGAAGGUGAUGCCCCUGCCCCACCCAGGGCUGGUGCCCCCCCCUGGAGCUGGCGAUGGCGGCUGCACUGCUGGAACUGUGUCUAGAGCAGAGCAAGAUUAAAGAGUGAGAAAGUAGA
This is a messenger RNA of Pipistrellus kuhlii (Kuhl's pipistrelle), 2350 nucleotides long. It is a transcript of the gene ZNF653, whose product is annotated as zinc finger protein 653. Gene Ontology annotation, molecular function: transcription coregulator activity. The transcript has 9 exons. Lineage: Eukaryota; Metazoa; Chordata; Mammalia; Chiroptera; Vespertilionidae. Gene Ontology annotation, cellular component: nucleus. Bases 288 to 2138 code for a protein of 616 amino acids. The record is from RefSeq and is a predicted model, not a curated record. Gene Ontology annotation, biological process: regulation of transcription by RNA polymerase II.